AUCGAAACUUCCCCCUCGCGCCACUGCCCCGGGUAGAGCCCGCGCAUGCGCCCGAACGGCCCGAAGAUGGCGGUGGGAAUCGCCGCACUUUUUUUUCAAAUUCGCGGGUCCCAGAAAGCAUUGCGCGCAUUUGUAACGAAUUUCCGUUCGAGUUUGGAUUUUAGGCGCCAUUUUCGAGUGAAGGACCCGGAGCCGAAACACCGGUAGGAGCGAGGCGGGGGGCGGCCGUGGCACGGUUUGCAGCCCUGCUCGGAGUAGACCUGCCGACAGCCACCAUGCGGCGUAAGGGCACCAAGCCCUCCUCGGUCUGCCACCAGGAGGAAGGGCCGCCGCCCUCCCCGGACGGCGCCCACAGCAAUGGGGACCCGGAGCAGCCGGACGGCGGAGCGGACAGCGCUGCAGCAGCUGCAGAGACUCCAGGUGAGGAACUUGAUAACAGAAGUUUAGAAGAGAUUUUGAAUAGUAUUCCUCCACCCCCGCCUCCAGCAAUGGCCAGUGAAGCUGGAGCUCCUCGGCUAAUGAUAACUCAUAUUGUAAACCAAAACUUCAAGUCCUAUGCUGGAGAGAAAAUUCUGGGUCCUUUCCAUAAGCGCUUUUCCUGUAUUAUUGGGCCAAAUGGCAGUGGAAAAUCCAAUGUUAUUGAUUCUAUGCUUUUUGUGUUUGGCUAUCGAGCACAAAAAAUAAGGUCUAAAAAGCUGUCAGUAUUGAUACAUAAUUCUGAUGAACACAAGGAUAUUCAGAGUUGUACUGUAGAAGUUCAUUUUCAAAAGAUAAUUGAUAAGGAAGGGGAUGAUUAUGAAGUCAUUCCUAACAGUAACUUCUGUGUAUCUAGAACAGCCUACAGAGAUAACACUUCGGUUUAUCAUAUAAGUGGGAAAAAGAGAACAUUUAAAGAUGUUGGAAAUCUUCUUAGAAGCCAUGGAAUUGACUUGGACCAUAAUCGAUUUUUAAUCUUGCAGGGUGAAGUCGAACAGAUUGCUAUGAUGAAACCAAAAGGCCAGACUGAACAUGAUGAGGGUAUGCUUGAGUAUUUAGAAGAUAUAAUUGGCUGUGGACGGCUAAAUGAACCUAUUAAAGUCUUAUGUCGGAGAGUUGAAAUAUUAAAUGAAAACAGAGGAGAAAAGUUAAACAGAGUUAAAAUGGUGGAAAAGGAAAAGGAUGCCCUAGAAGGGGAGAAAAACAUAGCCAUUGAGUUCCUUACCCUGGAAAAUGAAAUAUUUAAAAAAAAGAAUCAUAUCUGUCAAUAUUACAUUUAUGAUCUGCAAAAAAGAAUUGCUGAAAUGAAAAUCCAAAAGGAAAAAAUUCAUGAAGAUACUAAAGAAAUUACUGAGAGGAGCAAUAUGCUUUCAAAUGAAAUGAAAGCUAAGAAUUCAGCUGUAAAGGAUAUAGAAAAGAAACUCAAUAAAGUUACAAAAUUUAUUGAAGAAAAUAAAGAAAAAUUUACACAGCUAGACUUAGAAGAUGUUCAAAUUAGGGAAAAAUUAAAACAUGCUACAAGUAAAGCCAAAAAGCUGGAGAAACAACUUCAAAAAGAUAAAGAAAAGGUCGAAGAGCUGAAAAGUAUACCUGCCAAGAGUAAGAGUAUCAUAAGUGAGACAACAACUCAAAGCAGUUCUCUUGAGAAAGACCGAGAGAAAGAAGAAAAAAAAUUAAAAGAAGUUAUGGAUAGCCUUAAACAAGAAACACAAGGGCUUCAGAAAGAAAAGGAGAGCCAAGAAAAGGAACUUAUGGGUUUUAACAAAUCAGUAAAUGAAGCACGUUCAAAGAUGGAAGUCGCUCAGUCAGAACUUGAUAUCUAUCUCAGUCGACAUAAUACAGCAGUGUCUCAGCUAAGUAAGGCAAAGGAAGCUUUAAUUACAGCUUCUGAGACUCUCAAAGAAAGGAAAGCUGCAAUUGGAGAUAUAAACACAAAGCUCCCUCAGACUCAACGAGAAUUAAAGGAGAAAGAAAAAGAACUUCAGAAACUAACACAAGAAGAAAUAAACUUGAAAAGUUUGGUUCAUGAUCUUUUCCAAAAAGUUGAAGAAGCAAAGAGUUCCUUAGCAACAAAUCGAAGUAGAGGGAAAGUACUUGAUGCAAUAAUUCAAGAAAAAAAAUCUGGCAGGAUCCCAGGAAUAUAUGGAAGAUUGGGAGACUUGGGAGCUAUUGAUGAAAAAUAUGACAUUGCUAUUUCAUCCUGUUGCCAUGCAUUAGACUACAUUGUUGUUGAUUCUAUUGAUACAGCCCAGGAAUGUGUAAACUUCCUUAAACGACAUAAUAUUGGUGUCGCAACUUUUAUAGGUUUGGAUAAGAUGGCAGUAUGGGCCAAAAAAAUGACCAAAAUUCAAACUCCUGAAAAUACUCCUCGGUUAUUUGAUUUAGUUAAAGUAAACAAUGAGGAAAUUCGCCAAGCUUUUUACUUUGCUUUACGAGAUACCUUAGUGGCUGACAACUUGGAUCAAGCUACAAGAGUAGCUUAUCAAAAAGACAGACGAUGGAGAGUAGUGACCCUGCAGGGCCAGAUAAUAGAGCAGUCAGGUACAAUGACUGGCGGUGGAAGCAAAGUAAUGCGAGGAAGAAUGGGUUCGUCAGUUAUCGUGGAAAUCUCUGAGGAAGAGGUAAAUAAGAUGGAAUCCCAGUUGGAAAGACAUUCUAAACAAGCAAUGCAAAUCCAAGAACAGAAAGUACAACAUGAAGAAGCAGUCGUUAAGUUAAGGCAUAGUGAACGAGAAAUGAGAAAUACACUAGAAAAGUUCACCGCAAGCAUCCAGGGUCUGUCAGAGCAAGAAGAGUAUUUGACUGUACAAAUUAAAGAACUGGAAACUAAUGUGCUUACUACAGCCCCUGAUAAAAAGAAACAGAAAUUGCUAGAAGAAAAUGUCAGUGCUUUCAAAAAAGAAUAUGACGCUGUGGCUGAGAAAGCUGGUAAAGUAGAAGCUGAGGUUAAGCGAUUACACGAUACCAUCAUAGAAAUCAACAACCGAAAACUCAAGGCCCAACAAACCAAACUCGAUAUGAUAAAUAAGCAGCUGGAUGAAUGUGCUUCUGCUAUUACUAAAGCCCAGGUAGCAAUCAAGACUGCUGACAGAAAUCUUAAAAAGGCACAAGAUUCUGUCUUCCGCACAGAGAAAGAGAUAAAAGACACUGAGAAAGAAACAAAUGAUUUAAAAGCAGAAUUAAAAAAUAUUGAAGACAAAGCAGAAGAAGUCAUCAAAAAUACAAAUGCCGCAGAGGAGUCAUUACCAGAAAUCCAGAAAGAACAUCGUAAUCUACUUCAGGAACUAAAAGUCAUUCAAGAAAAUGAACAUGCUCUUCAGAAAGAUGCACUUAGUGUUAAGUUGAAACUUGAGCAGAUAGAUGGCCACAUUGCUGAACAUAAUUCUAAAAUAAAAUACUGGCAAAAAGAGAUUUCAAAAAUAAAAUUGCAUCCUGUAGAAGAUAAUCCUGUUGAGACAGUGUCAGUUCUAAGCCCAGAGGAUCUUGAGGCAAUCAAGGAUCCAGGUUCUAUAACAAAUCAGAUUGCACUUUUGGAAACUCAAUGUCAUGAAAUGAAACCAAAUCUUGGUGCCAUUGCAGAGUAUAAAAAAAAGGAAGAAUUAUAUUUGCAAAGAGUAGCAGAGUUGGACAAAAUUACUUCUGAAAGAGAUAAUUUUAGACAAGCAUAUGAAGAUCUUCGAAAACAAAGACUGAAUGAAUUUAUGGCAGGUUUUUAUGUAAUAACAAAUAAAUUAAAGGAAAACUACCAGAUGCUUACUUUGGGAGGGGAUGCUGAGCUAGAGCUUGUGGAUAGUUUGGAUCCCUUUUCAGAAGGAAUCAUGUUCAGUGUUCGACCACCUAAGAAAAGUUGGAAGAAGAUCUUUAACCUUUCAGGAGGAGAGAAAACCCUUAGUUCAUUGGCCUUAGUGUUUGCUCUUCACCACUACAAACCCACUCCCCUCUACUUCAUGGAUGAGAUCGAUGCAGCCCUGGAUUUUAAAAAUGUGUCCAUUGUUGCAUUUUACAUAUAUGAACAAACAAAAAAUGCCCAGUUCAUAAUAAUUUCUCUUCGGAAUAAUAUGUUUGAGAUCUCAGAUAGACUUAUUGGAAUUUAUAAAACAUACAAUAUUACAAAAAGUGUUGCUGUGAACCCAAAAGAAAUUGCAUCUAAAGGACUUGGCUGAACUUGUAUAUAUUGAAGAGUCUUCAAAUUUACCUAGAUUUAGUAUUUCUAGGUUUCUAACUGUAAAGAAUUGUAAGGUGUAUAAAGUACCUUUUCCUUUAAGUUGUAUGACAAGUGGUUUCUGUUUUAUUAGUGAUAAUGUCUAAAAAAUUGUAUCCAGUUCUGUAUCAUAAAAAUGAGUCUAGCUGGUUUGGUCUUGAUUUUUUUUUAACAUAAUUCUUUAUUGAUUCCUUGGGAAUUUCACAUGCAAAUUCAAUCCCGCUUACCUCCCAGUCCUUCCAUAUCUGCCUCUUACCCCCUUCAGCAUAACUCCCAAAAAAUUAAAAACAAAAAUAACCAUAAUACUCCUCCAUCAUUCCAACACCUCUUCAUUCAUCCUAGUGCCAUCAGGAGCUGUGGUGUGUCAUGCAUGCCCUUUUGUCCGGUAAGCCCCAGCUGUAAAACGUUCAUUGCAAUGAGUAUUGGUCUGUUCCAAGGCCUCUGGCACACCAUCAUCACUAGACCCUCACCGAAACUCCUCUUGGACAUCCUGCUGUAAUCCUUCAGAGGGACCAGUCCCUUCACAUACUCCAGCAGGUCAAAGAUGGGGCAGAUGGGGGCCUGAGAGGCAGAGCAAGCUCUCCUAGGCCCAUGUCAACAGGGCCAACUCUCCCAUGCCUGUGGUGGGGACCAGAUCAGCAUUCCUGUGAAGGGCACGCCAAUGAGGGUGUUUUUGCUUGGCAGUGCUCAGUGUAACCCAUCUCACCUUGAUUCUCUUCUGCCAUAAUGGGCAUUACAGGUAUUCCACUAUCUCUUUUAAUAGAGCUGUAAUCCAAGGGUCAUGGAGGCAGGCCAGACCAUGCCUGAGGAUCAUGGACUACCUAUGUAGGCUAAUCCAUAAACUGAGUUCAGUGAGAACUGGGGAUUGUGGAGGUGUCAUGGGAUGACAUGAGACACAGAAGUGUAAAAGCAGAUGUUUGCAUGUGUAAAUCUUGUAGUCAGAAUGCCCCCACUACACUCAACUGUAUUGUCUAAAGAAGGUUAUGCUAGUAGAAAUAAAUUGGCAUUUUCAGAAGGAAUUUGAAUUUAAAGUCUGCCAUCACCAGGUGUGGUGGUGUAUGCCUUUUAAUCCCAGCAGUAAGAGGCCUGCAUGGUCUACCUGGUGAGUUCCUAUCUCAAACAACAAAGUAUUUGUCUUAUUAAAUUUCUAGGUGCUUAUCCUAAAGUAAUUAAUUAAAUGCCUCCUACCAUGGACCAUGAUUCAUAAUAA
This is a messenger RNA of Peromyscus californicus insignis, 5387 nucleotides long. It is a transcript of the gene Smc4, whose product is annotated as structural maintenance of chromosomes 4. Gene Ontology annotation, cellular component: chromosome. The record is from RefSeq and is a predicted model, not a curated record. The transcript is spliced from 24 exons. The coding region runs from base 276 to 4139 and encodes 1287 amino acids. Lineage: Eukaryota; Metazoa; Chordata; Mammalia; Rodentia; Cricetidae. Gene Ontology annotation, molecular function: ATP hydrolysis activity; protein binding; ATP binding. Gene Ontology annotation, biological process: mitotic chromosome condensation.